Molecule: messenger RNA, 2529 nt
Organism: [Torrubiella] hemipterigena
Lineage: Eukaryota; Fungi; Ascomycota; Sordariomycetes; Hypocreales; Clavicipitaceae
Source: the annotation of a GenBank genome assembly
AUCGACCUCGCGCCAGCUCAACCGCGUUCCGCCCUCCACGCCGCACCAGCGAAAACUCAAAGACUAACGCGGUACCAAUCAAUUAAACCAGAAGUCCUCGAUUUACUGCGAAUUAUUAAACCUCAGGCAACAGCUUGGGCCAAGCGCAGCAGCAACGGUUCGAAUCGCCGACGACCUGGCGCGACCAGCCCAGCAUGGCCAUCUGCAAGUUCUUCCAGCAGGGCAAUUGCAAAUUUGGCAAUUCCUGCCGCUUCGAACACCCAACCAACCAAUCCUCGAAUCGAUUCGGCGCUCUAGGAAACAAUAAUAAUGCCCCGCGUGGUCUAGAGAAAUACAACAUCAAGAUUGAUGCCAUCACGGCCGAUUUGACGACAGAAACACCCCAGUGGAUUCUCUCUGCAUAUGCCCCCGGCAAAGAUGCGCCAGAUCAGCUGUUUGGCGGCUCAACGCGCGAACAGAGCUUUGAGGAGCUACGUCUGCACUACAUGACAGGCAAGGCAGCAGGGCGCGAGCAAGAGGCACUCGCUGAGGCACAGAAGCUCUAUCAAGAUGCACAGCAGCAGAUGCAGACGGUGCUGCGCAAUGUCAACGAGGCAGCGCAGUAUGUGUUGGACGGCGAGAACAGACACCCCAACCGUCACGACGUCUGCCAACAAGGCACCCAGGGCGCGCCAUUUGGAGAAUUCGAGGUUGGAAAGCGCUCGAAGAACAUAUACGAUGGCCAGCAGCAGUCGAAUAAUCCGUUUGGCUCAAACAAUAAUAGUAGCCCAGCCAACCCGUUUGGCCAACCGUCACAACCCGCAACCUCCUCACCUUUCGGUCAACCUUCACAGCCUACAUCCUCACCUUUUGGACAGCCCUCGCAACCGACAACAUCUGCAUUUGGUCAACCAUCUGCUCUCGGCGCAAAGCCUAAUCCCUUUGGUGCUCCAGCAUUCGGCCAGCCUGCACAGCCAGCCGCACAAUCUUCAUCUCCCUUUGGAGGGUCGUCAACAACAGCAGCCAGCUCAUUUGGCCAGCCCUCUACCACAUCAGCAUUCGGCCAAACUAGCACACUAGGCGCGAAACCCAAUCCCUUUGGCGCGCCGGCCUUUGGACAAGCUGCCCAGCCGCAGCAGCAAACGACCAGUGCGUUCGGCCAGGCCAGUCAACUCGGAGCGAAGCCGAGCCCAUUCGGAUCUUCGAGUACACCAUCCGCCAGCCCAUUCGGCAGCAACACCACCGCCAACAACAAUCCUCCCGCCGCAAACCCCUUUGGCUCCAAUACUUCCUCUGCUAGCCCCUUUGGCGCUGCCUCUAACCCUCCUGCCAACAACAACAACCCGUUUAGCAGCACACCCAGCAACCCUCCCGCAGCCGCGAAUCCCUUUGGAAGCGCCCAACCAGCAACUCCAAGCCCCUUUGGCCAGCCAUCAACAGCGCCGGCCGCCAAUCCAUUCGGAAGUGCCCCUGCAGCCGCCGCCAACCCCUUCUCCAGCACGCCCGCUGUCAAGAACAAUGCUGGCAACCCCUUCUCCAACACACCCGCUGCAAACCCGUUCUCAUCAGGGCCACCUCCUGCGGCACCCAAGCCCCUGCAGAACCCGUACGCGCCGGACAGCGCUAAGCAGCAUCCUGCCUUUGAUUCGUACGCUAGCCGCAACAUGGACGGCACGCUAGCCGCGUUCAAGGGCAAGGCUGUGUCGUACAAGGAUGGUAAGCCGGGCAUUCGGCAGUUUGACGGGACCUGGGCCAAGAUUUGGUUCCCGGACGGCCCGCCGGCGUUCUACAAGGACACGGAGAUGCCGCCGGAUGCGUAUGGCGAGAAAGAUAAAGAGCAGUGGAAUAAGUUUAUGACUACGGGGACGUUUGAGGGCGGGAUGCCAGCCCUGCCACCGCCGCGCGAGUGCACGCAGUGGGACUUUUAAGAUGAUUAUGUAUGUGCAUUGUUUUAUUUUUCUAUAGAGAUAAACUAUAUAAACAACAUCUUGCAUUCUAUUCUGAUUAUUUGCGUGGAUGUACUCAUCGCUUUUUGAAUAUUUACUAGAGAAUUGCUUUACUUGGACGUAGCCCAGCCAAUGCGAGGCUGCUUACCAUCGUCCUCGAAGAUGACAAGGGAGCUAAACAUGGCGGGAGAGCCAAAGAUGGCUUUCGCGCCGCCGUCAAGAACCUUGAGUCUGCAAAACGUGCCUUGCUUGUCGCGCAAGUGCUCACCAGCAAUCUUGAUCUUGGCGCUGCCAAGACCAAAAUAAAAGUCGGGAAACUUGGUGGUGCAAUCUGUGGUGGAGCCGGUGAUGGCCUUGGUGUAGGCCUUGUAGACGUCCAUAGGGAGGGUGAGAACGUUGGAGCCAGUGUUGACGAAUCCAGUGACGGUGGUCUUGACAAAGUCGCCAGUGCCAAUGGCGUACCCAGUCGAGUUCAUGGUCCACGAGCCGGUGACCGAGUCGACGUUGGUGUAGGUGAUGUCACCGGUGUAAAGAGCGGUAUCGAUAAAGCCGAAGCCAAAGGUGCCGUCUAGCAGAUUGUCUGUGUUAGUAACGAAUGCAGAGA